Molecule: messenger RNA, 3990 nt
Organism: Brugia pahangi
Lineage: Eukaryota; Metazoa; Nematoda; Chromadorea; Rhabditida; Onchocercidae
Source: the annotation of a GenBank genome assembly
AUGCAGGUAUCAUUGGAGGAUACUAACACUACUGAAGUUAUUGACCGGUGUGAUUUAUCGAAAUCUUUUCGAGAAGACUCAGGACAAGAAACCUGCGAUGAAGAUGGGAAAGAAGCAGAAAAGCAACAUGUGGAUUUUAUUGGUGCUGAAGAUUUCACCGAAAAAGAUUUUGAAGCUUUAAAACAAUAUGGUGUUUAUCCAUCAUAUGUCGAAGUGAUCCAAUGUGAUAAGGAUCCAGAGCUAAGGGCGAUAAUGGAUUCCCUACAGAAGACCACCAGUGAGAAAGUGGAUGAAGUGAUUGAUUCCGAUGGAUCGGAUUCUGAAAUCGAUUUCUUAUUGAGAAGUGGUACCGUAUUACUCGCAAAUGAAAGACAGAAGACAAAAAACUACAAAUCAUACACAUACAAUAAUUCCACACACAGUGCUAAGAGUGGGAAUGCGCAGGAGUACGACUAUAUUGAGACAGAUCAUAGUGAAGAUGAUGCAGAAAAGGAAGAAUUCAAGGAAGGCAAGGAAAUGACACCUUGUUCUGCGUCACAAAUUAAAUGCAGAAAAGUUUAUGAUAGUGGUAUAAGCACUGAUGAGCCGAAGCAAAGUGCUACUAUGAGUGAGAAUAAGUUAGCAUACAAUUCAGACAUUUCCACUUGCGUCAAACGAGAAACUUUAAAUGAUGAUGACAUACCAAAAAUGAGUGAGAAUCUCAGAAAAGAUCGUCUUCUAAGCAAGCGUUUAGUGUUAAGUGAUAGCGAAGUGGAAUCAACCGAUGGUGAUAAGGAGGAAAAAAAAGCGAAAGAAGACAUCAAAGGUGUUGAAGAGGAUAGAAUAAAAGAAAAUAGAAAGAGAAAACAAAUACAUUCUUCGGAUUCGGAAGCUUCUUUUAAUUCUCUGGAAUCGGAUGGUGUUGAUAGUAUGAUCUCUGAAAUAAUUGAUACUGAUAGUAGUGUUGAGCUGCCCAGUUCGAUUGAUGAGAAUAGUGGUAAAACAUCGCGUAAAGGCAGGAACACGCGUUCAAAAUUGAUACGAAAGCGUGUUCGCAUUGAUGAUGAUGAUGAUGGUGAUGAGGAUGAUGACAACAUAUCAGAAGAUGAAGAAAAUGAUGAAAUGGACAAAAAGUUGUCAAACAAGAGAGGCGCUCGGAAAAUUAUGACUAAAGAGCAAUUACAAAAGGAUACUAUCGAUGCUGAAUUUGCAGAAAAAGAGCGAAGGAAACGUUUGGAAGCAAAACAAAAAGAGUUCAAUGGAAUUGAAUUGGCUGAUGGACCUGACUUGGCAACUGCGUUAAGUUCUUCAUCACAAAUCACAAAACACCAACGUUUGAAAAGUGUUGUCCUCGAUCCUGAUAAAAAAAGCAGUCCACCAUGUCCAGUAUCCGUACAUCCAUCAUUGGUCACUUUCUUGAAGCCACAUCAAGCUAAGGGUAUCCAAUUUUUAUAUGAUAGUUCCAUCGAAUCAUUGGAACGAUUGGAUCAAGAUGGCGGUGGUGGUAUCCUUGCUCAUUGCAUGGGCUUGGGUAAAACGUUACAGGUGAUCGCUUUCCUACACACUGUAAUGAUGCACUCAAAGUUACGUGAUUAUAUCAAACGUAUCUUAAUUAUUGUGCCGAAAAAUGUCGUAUUAAAUUGGUACAAUGAAUUCGAGAAAUGGCUUGAUAAUGAAAAUAUCGACAGAGAUUUGGCCACGAUUAAUGUUAUUGUUAUGGAAUUGGAUUCCUUAAAAGACUACACUAGCAGACGGUUAGCUUUACAAAACUGGUUCGAAAAUGACGAACCAUCUGUAAUGAUCAUUGGUUAUGACAUGUUUAGGAUCUUAACACAAGCCGAUGAGGAUAAGGGUAAGAAAAGAAUUGAUGGAAUGAAGAAAACGAAGAAUAAAAGAUUGGCUAAAUUGCAGCCAGAUUUUCGGAAGUUCCUUCAAGAUCCCGGCCCAGAUUUGAUUAUUUGUGACGAGGCUCAUAAAUUGAAAAAUGACGAUUCAGCUCUUGCAAAGACCAUGCUAAAAAUUCGUACAAAACGACGAUUGUGUUUGACCGGCACACCACUUCAGAAUAAUCUUAUGGAAUAUCAUUGCAUGGUAAAUUUUGUCAAACCAGGGUUACUGGGUACCAAAGCAGAAUUUGCAAAUCGUUUCGCAAAUAUCAUUAAUCGUGGUAGAACUAAAGAUGCAACAGCAGUAGAAGUUCGUCGUAUGAAGAAGCGUUGUCACGUUCUAUAUGAACAUCUUAAAAAUGUUGUCGAUCGUAAGGAUUACCGAGUAUUGACAGAAGCUAUUCCUCCGAAACAAGAAUAUGUGGUAAAUGUUCGUUUGACACCUAGGCAGAUAUCGCUUUACCGUGCAUUUCUUGAUAGUAUUGGUCCAGAAGGUAUCCUAUUAAGCAGGCGACUGCUUCCCGACUAUCAUGUGCUGUCACGUAUUUGGACUCAUCCGUACCAACUUGUUGCUCAUCAAAUUGAACUUGAGAAAAAGCGUCUUUGGGAGGAUGAUAGGGAUGAAAUGGCGGAUUUCAUAGACGACGAUGAAAGCGAAACACUAUCGGAAGUUGAUUCAGACGAUGAUAUUAUUCCUUUAGAUAACAAUGAUCAGCCUGAAACAAGCAGUAAACCAGCGGUAUCAGCGCGGAAGUCACGUCGACUGGCUGGUCAAGAUGCAGAGGACGGAAAGGAAAUUAUGCCGGAAUAUGAAGGAUGGUUUGCUAAAACAGGUCUAGUCACGGAAGCGGACCGAAACGAUUUUUCGCUUAGUAAUAAACUCAUGUUGCUGGUUGAAAUUAUUAAAAAAAGUGAAGAAAUUGGGGAUAAAUUGUUAGUAUUCUCACAAAGUAUUGAAUCAAUUUCGUUAAUUAAACGGAUGUUGCAAUAUAUGGAUGAGAAUGGUGUGUGGUUUACGGAUGGCCAUGAAGCAAUGAAAGCUGCAAAUGAAACUUGGGGUUGGAAAGAAGGCCGCGAUUAUAUGGUGAUUGAUGGACAAGUACAAACCAGCAAACGACAUGAAAUACAAACAAAAUUCAAUGAUCCAAAUAAUUUACGUUCCCGUUUGAUGCUUAUUUCUACACGUGCUGGUUCAUUGGGGACCAAUAUGGUUGCUGCAAAUCGAGUUGUUAUCUUUGACGCUUGCUGGAAUCCAUCACAUGACACACAGUCUUUGUUUCGUGUUUAUAGAUUUGGACAGACAAAACCCGUGUACAUCUAUCGAUUCAUUGCGCAGGGAACAAUGGAAGAGCGAAUUUACAAACGUCAAGUUACCAAAGAGUCGACAUCGAUGCGUGUUGUGGAUGAGGCCCAAAUUGAACGACAUUUUGCUGGUCAUGACUUACUGGAAUUGUACAAAUUUGAUCCAGAUGAAUUAAACGAUACGCAAAACGCAGCAAAAAGGCCGUUAAUGGCACCGCCAAAAGAUCGCUUAUUGGCGGAUAUCAUUUUAUCGCACAGUGACUGCAUUGUGGAUUACAUCCAGCAUGAUUCUUUAUUCAAGAAUUUGGAGGAAGAAAAACUUACCGAGCAGGAAUGUAAAGAAGCUUGGGAAGAUUACGAACGAGAGAAGGUGAAUCCGACCAGAGGAGUGUAUGGCAAUUUAAUGGAGCAAACACAGGCGAACAUGGUUUUAUUACAUGAACAAGCUAACGCAACUGAAGCUUUGCAACCAAUUUUUGCCGAUCCAGUUUAUAUGGCAGCAUUUCAGUUGAGAGCUAUGGAUAGUAAUACAGCUCAGAAAGUCACUUUUAUUAAAAGAAGUCUGGAUGCAUUAUUGCCAAAGAUUCCAGUUCAAUUACGUAGUGGAGUAAAUGAAUUUACGACUUAUUUUUUGGCCAUGAUAAACGAAGGAUUGAAGGCAGGCGAAAAUGGGACUUGGUUAUACAAUAAAACAGUUGGUGUUUUUCGAACGGUUGUUGCGAUUGUGAAAAACGAACCGCAGUGUAUACCUGUGCUUCAAUAUCUUUAUCAUACUGCACCGCAGAUAUUCGACCCAAAUGAAUCUGGUGCUCUUUAUAUGUAA